This is a messenger RNA of Scatophagus argus, 3592 nucleotides long. Its product is annotated as extracellular calcium-sensing receptor-like. Gene Ontology annotation, biological process: G protein-coupled receptor signaling pathway. The record is from RefSeq and is a predicted model, not a curated record. NCBI's taxonomy places the organism in Eukaryota, Metazoa, Chordata, Actinopteri, Scatophagidae. Gene Ontology annotation, molecular function: G protein-coupled receptor activity. The transcript is spliced from 9 exons. Bases 692 to 3400 code for a protein of 902 amino acids. Gene Ontology annotation, cellular component: membrane.
UCAGUUUGUGGCUACCUUGUAAUUGACAAAUUGCUUCAAGAGCAGGUGAAGUUAAGUUCUUGGUCAGAUUCACUGCUUUGUCCUCACCAGCUCCACCCUCUUAUCCAUAUAUGCUCACUUCUGGCUCCAAAAGCCCAAGAUGGCAAUUAUUAUAAUAACAAACUGGGGGCUUCAAAACAGUAGACCAAAAAAUAGUGGAUGAUGUCACAAUGGCUAUGUACAUUUAUACAAUCUAUGUGUGGACAUGUAUGGAAGUUAUUGUUUACCAAACCAUUCAACAGCCCACCAUUAAAUAGACAUUUAAAUGAAAAAUGGAUUGGAAGACAUCAUCAAUAUUAUUAUUAGUAGUAGUAUUUCACCAAUUUGUAUGGUGCUACAAUCACAUCUGAUUAAAGUGUGUUAAUGUGUGUCAGUGACAUACACAUGCACAGGGCUGAUUUGUGUAUUUAAUAUGUUUGUCAAACAAGAAAAUUUGGGAUUAUACUCAGUACAAAGUAGCUCUUUUGAUAAACUUAUGUGUCCACACUCAACUUAAAUUUAAACAUAGCCUAACAUGUCCUUGGUUAAAUGCUAUUAAAAGUUCACAAAUUAAUUCUGCCCCAGGACAAAAUCAUUCAGAAAUGAUAUGCACUGUUGGCCAUGCCCAUUUGUUUUCUUAUGUCUGAUAGGUGGUGUGCAAAAUUAAGCAAUAAUGCAAGUCAAUAAAAGGGGAUGGCAUAGCAAUACUGGACUCAGAAAGAGGCUAAAUAGGAUAAAAGUCAUGUGGGCAUUUUUAGGGAUCAACAUGCUCUUGCACAUGCAUUUCAUGUUGUAUCCCUACUUUCUUCCAGCUGUGCCCUCUCCUCUUUCUUCCUCCUCCUGUCAAUUACAGAAACACUUCUACUUAAAUGGAAUGCACAAAGCUGGAGAUGUGGUUCUAGGUGGGCUGUUUGAGACCCAUUUCUUUUCUGUCAUUCCUGACCUGUCUUUUACCUCAGAACCACAACAGCCCAUCUGCCACAGUUUUGAUGUUUUAGGAUUCAGACAGGCACAGACCAUGGCCUUUGCUAUUGAUGAGAUCAACAGAAACUCCAACCUGCUACCUAAUGUGACUCUGGGAUACAGUCUUUAUGAUAACUGUGUCAGCAUAGGAAUUGGAUUUCGCGCAGCAUUGUCCUUAGUCAGUGGUCAAGAGGAGCAGUUUAUGUUAGACGAGACCUGUGUUGGAACCCCUCCAGUAGUGGGGAUUGUGGGUGAUUCUUCAUCCACUCGUUCUAUUGCCAUCUCCAGUGUCUUAGGUUUGUACAGAGUGCCCAUGGUGAGUUAUUUUGCCACAUGUUCCUGUUUGAGUGACCGGCAAAAGUUUCCAUCCUUCUUCAGGACAAUACCAAGUGAUGCUUUCCAGGUGCAUGCUAUGAUUCAGAUUCUAAAACACUUUGGCUGGACUUGGGUUGGCCUGUUGAUCAGUGAUGAUGACUAUGGACUUCAUGCUGCACGAUCGUUCCAAUCUGACCUGGUUCAGUCUGGUCGAGGUUGUCUGGCAUAUUUGGAGGUUUUACCUUGGGGCAAUGACCAAGAUGAAAUAAGGAGGAUUGUGGAUGUGAUGAAGAAAUCUACAGCUCGUGUGGUCAUUGUGUUUGCACAUGAGAGUCACAUGAUUAACCUGAUGGAAGAGGUGGUGAGGCAGAAUGUGACAGGCCUGCAGUGGAUGGCCAGUGAAGCUUGGACAGCAGCUACUGUGCUCCACACUCCCCACCUCACGCCAUACCUGGCUGGCACACUGGGUAUCGCCAUCCGUCGAGGAGAAAUCCCAGACCUCAGGGAAUUCCUCUUACAAACACGUCCUGACCUACACAACAACAACAGCUAUGGAAACAGCAUGGUAAACCAGUUUUGGGAAUACACAUUUCAGUGUAAAUUUGCACCACUUCCAGCAGAUUGGGUAGAUGCUGGGGGAGCAUUGUGCACUGGACAGGAAGAUCUAGAAGAUGUGGAUAAUGAGUUUCUGGACAUCUCAAACCUCAGGCCAGAGUACAAUGUGUACAAGGCUGUGUAUGCACUGGCAUAUGCUCUUGAUGACAUGCUGCGCUGUGUGCCAGGCAGAGAGCCUUUCAGAGGACACAGCUGUGGGAGUUUGAAAGAACUGGAGCCAUGGCAGCUAGUGCAUUACUUGGAAAAGGUGAACUUCACUACAUCAUUUGGUGAUCAAGUGUCAUUUGAUGAGAAUGGUGAUGCCUUACCAAUAUAUGAUAUCAUGAACUGGCUGUGGCUCCCUGAUGGAACAAUUAAAGUUCAGAAUGUGGGUGAAGUUAAGAAGUCAGCCUUCAAUAAUGAAGAACUCACAAUUGAUGCAGACAAAAUCUUCUGGAACUUUGAAUUCAAAAAGGCACCCCGGUCAGUGUGCAGUGAGAGCUGUCCUCCAGGUACCCGCAUGGCCAGAAAGAAAGGGGAACCUGUUUGCUGCUUUGACUGCAUCCCUUGUUCUGAGGGAAAGAUCAGCAAUGUGACUGACUCAUUGGAGUGCACCAGUUGUCCAGAGGACUUCUGGCCCAGCCUCCAGCGUGACCACUGUGUUCCCAAGAAAACAGAGUUCCUCUCCUACCAUGAACCUCUGGGUAUUGGCCUGACAGCUGCUGCAUUGCUGGGCACCUGUAUGUGUGCUGUUGUCCUCGGCAUCUUCAUCUAUCAUCAGAGAACACCCAUAGUACGCGCCAACAAUUCAGAACUGAGUUUUCAGCUAUUGUUGUCACUUAAGUUAUGUUUCCUGUGUUCACUGCUGUUUAUCGGUCGUCCCACACUGUGGACAUGCCAGCUGAGACAUGCAACAUUUGGGAUCAGCUUUGUGCUUUGCAUCUCAUGUAUCCUGGUAAAAACUGUGGUGGUUCUGGCUGUGUUCAAGGCCUCCAAACCAGGAGGUGGAGCCAGUCUGAAGUGGUUUGGUGCUAUGCAGCAGAGAGGGACAGUCAUGGUUCUCACUUCUAUUCAGGCAGCAAUCUGCACUGCCUGGAUUGUAUCUGCCUCCCCAGUUCCUCAUAAAAACACUCAGUACUAUAAUGAUAAGAUUGUCUAUGAGUGUGUAGUUGGGUCCACAGUUGGUUUUGCAGUUUUACUGGGUUACAUUGGCUUCCUGGCCAUCCUCAGUUUUCUGACUGCAUUUAUAGCAAGGAAUCUCCCAGAUAGUUUCAAUGAGGCCAAACUCAUCACUUUCAGCAUGCUGAUCUUCUGUGCUGUGUGGGUGGCCUUUGUCCCUGCUUAUGUCAGCUCACCAGGCAAAUAUGCAGAUGCAGUGGAGGUAUUUGCCAUCCUGGCCUCCAGUUUUGGCCUCCUGGUAGCACUGUUUGGACCCAAAUGUUACAUAAUCCUGCUGAGACCAGAGAGGAACACAAAGAAAGCUAUCAUGGGACGGGGCAUCGAGACAUAAAAGAUGCACUUAAUUUUACUGAACAGGAUGAGUUCUCUUUUUCUAAACAGAAAAAUGGACGCGGUUAAUAGUAACAAGCAGAGCUUAUGCCACACAAAUGUACCUGAAUGUGAAUUUUUUUUAUAUAUAAACCUGAUUAAACACCUGACCAAAUGUGUUAAAAUAUAUGUUACUUUCUGGAUUCAUUUGAUA